AGUUACACUCAUUUCCCCCUUCGCUGCUGGACACUGGGCGCGUGUCUCAGUUGUUCUUGGCGCCAGCCCUCCAUCUACUCCACGCUGCUGCUGUGGUUUUCGCACGACCAGUGAUCACCCAGGCAGCCGAGUCUGAGGGCUGAGUGCUGCUCGGCCCCUAGAACCAUCGGUGACUUUUUCCAAACCCAGGAAUAGGGUGAAAGGCGAUCCUCACUGUAUGGAAGCGAAAACACCUCUCUCCGGAAUUACUCUCAAUCCCGUUCCUACAGAAUAAGUGUCUUUUCCCACCCCUUCCCGCCCGCCAAAGGAGUGGGCAGCCCCAGUCCUGGGUUGCACCUCCGCCCUCAGACUCCUCUCGGUCCGCGUUCCGCGGGACUCAGCCUUCAGAAAGGCCAACCUCAAGUCCGCCACUAUCCCAAGAUUCCCGACUCCCGGUUUCCUGCCCUUCUACCCUCCCAGCUCCCGGCGCCUCAGGAGCGGCAAGAUGGCGGACGGCGACGGCUUGGGUGAAACAGCGGCUGCUGCGGGACCUCCAGCACCUGCUCCCGGCCUGAGCCCGCCACAGGGCUGGAGGGAGCGGCUGCGGGCCGGGCUGGCGGGGACUGGGGCCUCGCUGUGGUUCGUGGCCGGGCUGGGGCUGCUUUACGCUCUGAGGGUCCCGCUGAGGCUUUGUGAAAAUUUGGCCGCGGUGACAGUAUUUUUAAAUUCAUUGACUCCCAAAUUCUAUGUGGCACUUACAGGGACAUCAUCUUUGAUAUCAGGACUAAUAUUUAUAUUUGAAUGGUGGUAUUUCCAUAAACAUGGCACAUCUUUUAUUGAGCAAGUGUCUGUAAGCCAUCUCCGACCACUGAUGGGGGGAACAGAAAGCAGCAUUUCAGAGCCAGGUUCUCCCUCCAGCAACAGAGAAAGUGAAGCCAGCAGACAGAAUUUGUCAGAAUGCAAGGUAUGGAGAAACCCUUUAAAUCUUUUCAGAGGAGCAGAAUAUAGGAGAUACACUUGGGUGACGGGUAAAGAGCCACUUACAUACUAUGACAUGAAUUUGUCAGCUCAGGAUCAUCAGACCUUUUUCACUUGUGACACAGACUUUUUACGUCCUUCAGACACAGUUAUGCAGAAGGCAUGGAAAGAAAGAAAUCCUCCAGCUCGAAUCAAAGCAGCCUAUCAAGCUUUAGAAUUAAACAAUGACUGUGCUACUGCAUAUGUUCUGCUGGCUGAGGAAGAAGCAACAACCAUUGUAGAUGCUGAAAGGCUAUUUAAACAGGCACUCAAGGCUGGAGAAACAAUUUAUAGACGGUCACAGCAGUGCCAGCACCAAAGUCCUCAGCAUGAAGCUCAACUAAGGAGAGAUACCAAUGUACUGGUAUAUGUUAAAAGAAGAUUGGCAAUGUGUGCAAGGAAAUUAGGAAGAAUACGAGAAGCAGUAAAAAUAAUGAGAGAUUUGUUGAAAGAAUUUCCUCCUCUUAGCAUGUUGAACAUCCAUGAAAAUCUCCUAGAAUCACUUUUAGAAUUACAGGCCUAUGCAGAUGUACAGGCAGUCCUGGCAAAAUAUGAUGAUAUAAGUCUUCCAAAGUCAGCAGCAAUCUGUUACACAGCAGCACUACUGAAGACAAGGACUGUUUCAGAUAAAUUUUCUCCAGAAACAGCCUCCAGAAGAGGGUUAAGCACAGCAGAAAUUAAUGCUGUGGAAGCAAUUCAUAGAGCUGUGGAAUUUAAUCCUCAUGUUCCAAAAUACUUACUAGAGAUGAAAAGUCUAAUCUUGCCUCCAGAACAUAUUCUGAAACGGGGUGAUAGUGAAGCAAUUGCCUAUGCUUUCUUUCAUCUUCAGCAUUGGAAGCGAAUAGAGGGUGCUCUUAACCUGUUACAGUGUACAUGGGAAGGCACUUUCAGAAUGAUUCCAUACCCAUUAGAGAAAGGCCAUCUAUUUUACCCUUACCCCAGCUGCACAGAGACGGCUGAUAGAGAACUGUUACCUACUUUUCAUCAUGUUUCUGUUUACCCAAAGAAGGAGCUUCCUUUUUUCAUCCACUUCACAGCAGGGUUGUGUUCUUCGACAGCAAUGAUAGCCCUGCUCACACACCAGUUUCCUGAAAUCAUGGGUGUUUUAGCUAAAGCUGUAAGUAUGAUCUCAAGGACUUGUAUAGAGUAUUUGUAAAACACACAAGAAACCAUCUCUGAGCUGUUAGUAGUGCUAAGGCAGUUGAGCAGUGGAAGAUACUUGUUACAGUAAAUUACAGGAGUUGAUUUGUAAAGUUGCUACCAUAAAUAUGUCGAACAUAA
Messenger RNA from Condylura cristata (star-nosed mole), 2277 nucleotides. It is a transcript of the gene ST7L, whose product is annotated as suppression of tumorigenicity 7 like. NCBI's taxonomy places the organism in Eukaryota, Metazoa, Chordata, Mammalia, Eulipotyphla, Talpidae. Bases 485 to 2152 code for a protein of 555 amino acids. Gene Ontology annotation, molecular function: protein binding. The transcript has 14 exons. The record is from RefSeq and is a predicted model, not a curated record.